UGAUGAAAUGCAGUAGAUGCUUUUGGAACCAUCCCAUCAAGUUAGGCUGAGGCACCUUAAAGUACGGACACCUCCCCUACUGCACACCCAUUCCCAUUAGCCUCUGCAACACAGAUGCUUUCCUUGCGUUACGCCUAGAUAGUGUCGCACCACUUCAAUUCCCCAGCUGUUCACACUUUUUUCCUCUCUUUCCUUAACUUCUGCCCCGCUGCAAUCAUCGUCUCCAUUUUCAUGUUCAUGCUCAUGUUCAUGUUCAUGUUCAACUCUCUCUGUUUGUGACUGUCAUUUCCCCAAUCUUCUAGUGAUUUUUGAACUAUGGAGACUUGGAUCGUUGUAUUUCCCCCACUCUGUUGACAUGCAGAAGACAUCGAUUUGCUGUCCGACCAUGAAGUUGAUGUGGGAUUUUAAGAAAUUGGGAAAAAAGACAGCUUUUGAAGAUUUUUGACAGAACCCCAAAACCUCAGAAACCCUAGCCGAGGAUUCUGUGGUAUCUGAAGCGGGUGGAGCAGAAAGUGAUGAAAGCCUAGAACAGGAUUUUGGGACUUCUGGGUCGUUUGGUUUGAUGGAGAAGCGUGAUGGGUUAGUGUCAGAUUCAGAGGUUUCGGGUGGGGACGAUGGUAAAAGGGUGGUCAGCAAAGUAGCAGCUGCAACUCAUGUGGAAGUUGAGAGAAGAAUGGCAGGUGUUGGAGGAGAUGGUUUGGGCAAUGGAGUUAAUUCUUCGGUUGGGAAGGGGGAUGACUGCUUUGGGGUUUGGGAGAACCAGAACGGUUGUGCUGUUGAAGCUGUGACAGCCCAUGAAGAUGGUAAGAAUUGCGUGGAUAGAGAAAUGUUGGUGCCAAAAGGCGGAUUGAUCCCCAGUGGGAACAAGGAAAUUGGAGUAGAGAAUGCUGGGAUAGAAGUGGGAAGGGAAGAGGAUGAUGCAUCUUCACUGAAACUGGUUGAUUCAGCUCAGAAACUAGAAGUCUUCGGAGAUGGCAUUUCACUGGUUGUGGAAGUUUAUGGCCCUCCAGCUGGACUUGUCCCAAAUGAUGAAGCAAAGUGUUUAGGGUUAAUGGCAGAAGAGAAUGAGGCAAAAGAAUGUGGAAAGGAAGAGAUGGAAGAGGUCCCUGGUAAUCAAGAAUGCAAGUUUUCUGUGGGAGAUAUUGUAUGGAUUAAGACCAAAACUGACUCAUGGUGGCCAGCAAAGAUUUAUGAUCCCUUAAAUGCGCCAAAAUAUUCUGUGGUCCAUCCCGACAAGGACCGAUUCCUAGUUGGAUACUUUGGGAAUGGCAAUUUUGCUUGGAGCCGCCCAUUUCAGCUGAAGCCUUUUAAUGAGGACUUCAUCCAGUUGUCAAAGCAAAGCAAUUCUAAAAAUUUUGUUGCAGCGGUAGAGAAGGCUGUGAAUGAGAUUGGUAGGCGUGUGAAAGUGGAGAUGACUUGUGCUUGUAUAUUGAAGGGAAGUCAGGCUGCUCAUGCUGGUGAGCUGGCUGGUACUGCCGAAAUUAAGGGAGCAAUUUCUGCACCAGAACGGAAACAUGGGGAACUUUUUGUUACUCAGUUUGAACCUGCAAAUUUUCUUGUGCGUCUGAAAUUCUUUGCGCAGGCUGUUUCUAUGCCUACAAUGCUUGAGUUAUCUGUCGUUCAGAGUCAUCUAUCAGCUUUUUAUUCUGCCCAAGGGCAUAGCCAAUUGCCUAUACAUCUACUCCGGGGAACAGCUGAUGCUGAGAACCGUUUCCGAGAUAAGUUAUUAGAGAAAGGCAAUAUGGAAGAUCAGAUUGGAUCCCGAAUUGCAUUGGAAGCUAAAGAGAGCUCGCUGUGUACUCCAGCACGCACUGGGCAUGUAAAAAGUCGCAGAGUACCAUCACAGGAACGGUCUGGGGUUUCACGGGAUGUUGUAUUGAAGAGGAAACAUAGAAAAAACCUGUUCAAGCCUUCAGCUUUCAGAGUUGGUGUUGCUGAAGAAGAAACUAUCUCCAGCAAAAUGCCAUUAAAUUUCAGGAAGAAAAAGAGGUUUAAGGAUUUCAAAGUUGGACAUGGCAGCAAUAUAGCUGAAGGGCUUGGUGGAUGUAAAUUGACUUCUUCAUCUAAGGAGGACGCCGACAUUUCUAUAUUUCCAACAACAAAAGAGAGCAAGGUUUCCAGUUUAGGAGAUGGUGAUGAUGGGGCUGAGGGGAAAAUUGAGAAGGGCUUUGAAUCAAGGGAACGAAAGAAGAGCAAGUAUUUGUCACCCCCAUACAUAAAUAUAAGCUUUGGGCGUAAAAAUUCAAAAGAUUCUGAAACUGAAGACCCUAAAGCUGCUCAAGAGGGGUCGGACAUUAACUCCGCUGCUGGUCAGGAUAGCGAGUCCCCUCCAAUUGCUAAGUAUAGUGGUAUGAAGAAGAAAAAAUGGUGGCAGAGAUUCCUUACUACAUUUGAUGAUCAAGAGGAAGCCAAUGCAUCUUCAGCUGAGCUGCUCCGCGAACUGCAUUUUGCUGCUCUAGACUGUCUUUAUCCAAGUGAAAAUAGGCACUUUGAUUCAAUUGAGAGAUUCUUUUCCAGAUUCAGAAGUUCCUUGUACGGUGAUAGUUUGUACUAUGUGAUGUAUGGCAAGCAUAAAUUUGGUCAGACAGAGGCUUUAGCUUCUGAACCUCGCUCUGUGGGAGUAAAUCUACAGGAGAUUCAGCAUCCUUCAGCUGCUAGUAAAUCUGAGCCAAAGAAGCGAAAGAAAAAGGCACUGGCAAUGUUGCAAAAUUCGAAGGUAGAACUUGCUCUGAGCAUCCCAAGUGCAGUUGCAAAUAAUCCUAAACCUGGAUCUGGGGGAAUAAAUCUGCAGGAGAGUCAGCGUCCUUCACCAGCUAGUAAAUCUGAACCAAAGAAGAGAAAGAAGAAGGCAAUUGCAACUUCAGAAAAUUCGAAGGCAAGUGUGAGCAUGCUAGGUGCGGUUGCAAAUAAUUCUAUACCUAGCUCUGUGGGAAUCAAUCUCCUGGAAAUUCAGCAUCCUUCAUCACCUAGGAAAGCUGAGCCAAAGAAGAGAAGAAAGAAGAAGGCAAUGAUAAUGUCAGACAAUUCAAGGGCAGAACUUGGUGUGAGCAUGCCAAAUGUGGUUGCAAAUAAUUCUAAGCCUGGCUCUGAGCGAAAGAAGAGAAAGAAAAAGGCAAUGGCAAUGUCUGAAAAUUCAAAAGACGUGGUUGCAAAUAAUUCUACACCCGGCUGGUCAGGAAAGGGAAAGGAAAAGUCUGCUGCAGAACUUUUUUCGACAAAACUUGAUAUUGGCAUACCAUAUGUGAGUGGCAAUGUUAGCACAACAGGCUUGUUUGGGAAGAAUCAACAAGGGAUGGAUCACCCUUCACAAAAUGUUAUGCCUGAGUUGACAAAAAAGAAAAAGGAAGGCAAAAAUUCAGUAGGAUCAAAUUCUACAUUUGCUACUGGCCUCUUGGAUGUAAGUGGAAACAUUACUACAAAUAGUUCAUUUAUUAUUGAUUUCCAGGGAAUGGGCUGCGUUGCAUUUGGUGAAACAUCGGAGCAAAAGAGAAAGAAAAAGGAAGGAUCAACCCCAAAGCAACUGCAGCCAAAUGUGGGUGGAAUACCUGAUUUGAAUGGGAACAGUGAUAUAGCUGGCUCAGUGGUAGAAGAUGUGCAAUUCAUGGGCUUUGUUGCACCGAAAGGUAAACUUGUGCCAAAGAAGAGAAAAACAAAGGAAGGUGCUUCAGAAUGUCUGGAAGGUGGGGUUGCUGCUGGCAUACCAGAGAUGAAUGGAAGCCAUGUUGAACAGAGCUCCAUGAUUGGGUCACCGGAAGGUACUCCUGUGAUGAAUAAUCAGGAAAGGAAGGAAGAAGCAACUUCAGUAUGUCUGAAUGCUAAACUUACCGCUGGUCUACCAAAUGUUAAUGAAAUUGCUGCUAAACCUAGCUCGUUGGUAAAUGAUUCGAUGAAUUUUCGCCCAUUCUCAACUGAUGGUAAGCCUGAGCCUAAGAAGAGAAAGAGGAAGGAGAAGGCAUCAGCAGGGCAUCAGAAGACUAAACCCACUACUGGCAUACCAGAUUUAAAUGGAAAUAGUGAAGAACUUGGUCCUUUGGGACCAGAAAUGAACAUUUUGUCACCUGACACAAAAGCUGGUCUGAAAAGGAGGAGGAAGAGAAGAGAAUCCACUUCGCAGCGUCUGGGGAAGAAAGUUGCUAGAAUUCCAGAAAUUAGUAGUAAUUAUAAUAAAGUAGCAGCCAAUGGAGAAGCUCUAGGCACCACUCUUCUUUUAACAUUUGGCCCAGGAUUCCCCAUGCCUUCCAAAGAAGUUCUGCUGGGAACAUUUUGCAUAUUUGGUGCAUUAAAAGAGUCUGAAACACAAGUUUUGAAGGAUUCAGGCACUGCCCAGAUUGUCUUCUUUAGGAGUUCUGAUGCAGUGAAUGCCUUCCGGAGUUUAGAAAAGAGCAGCCCCUUUGGACCAGCCCUUGUCAAUUACAGGCUCCAUAAUCAUUCUGCUGCUUCUGGGGCUUUGGAACCAGAUAGGAGUCUGCGAUUGCCUCCAGGGUUUGGAUUGGAGGGGAUUACGAACCCUGCCAAACCACCUGGUUUGAACUCUCCAGUGGGUGAGGUGCCUCCCCUUUUCCUUGUAAGGCAGAAUCUUGAGAUGAUGACGUCCAUGCUGGAGAAGUCUGGGGAUAAUCUCUCCCCAGAAAUGAGGGCUAAAUUAGAAAGUGAGAUUAAAGGCCUCCUGAAGAAGGUAAGCACAAUGGUGGGCUCCUCCUCGUCUUAGUUCGAAAUGUAUAAUGGAUUCUCUUUUUCUAGGCUGUCUAUAAGUGUAGGGGCUAUUUCUUGAACUGGGGUUGUCUAUCUGCCAUGUUUUAGUCAGUGCAUUAGCUGUUGUUCUCUC
This is a messenger RNA of Malania oleifera, 4825 nucleotides long. RefSeq lists its product as uncharacterized. The record is from RefSeq and is a predicted model, not a curated record. NCBI's taxonomy places the organism in Eukaryota, Viridiplantae, Streptophyta, Magnoliopsida, Santalales, Ximeniaceae. The transcript is spliced from 2 exons. Bases 563 to 4708 code for a protein of 1381 amino acids.